Molecule: messenger RNA, 3087 nt
Organism: Cryphonectria parasitica EP155
Lineage: Eukaryota; Fungi; Ascomycota; Sordariomycetes; Diaporthales; Cryphonectriaceae
Exons: 4
Coding region: 1-2499 (832 amino acids)
Biological process (GO): regulation of MAPK cascade; protein phosphorylation; intracellular signal transduction
Cellular component (GO): cytoplasm
Molecular function (GO): ATP binding; protein serine/threonine kinase activity
Source: RefSeq, a predicted model, not a curated record
AUGGCGGCUCCCAACAUGUACACCUCGGGCCAGUUCAUGAACCCAGGCCCUGCGCCUCGUCCACCCGUGAACGCCCAACCCCGCCUUAACUACACUCCUCAGACUCCAACUCUACCCAACAGCAUGGGCCAGUUGUCUUUAAACCCUAUCUCACGCACUCCGACCCAGUACAGCGGCUCGACGAUAGCCCUGCCCGUGAACAACCCUAACCGGAACGACGGCAUGGGUGGUGUGGCGGUCAUCAAGGAGGGCUGGGCGCAGGUCAAGGAGAGUAAGAACUUCAUCCAGCCGUGGAAACAGAAAUUUUUGGUCCUGCGCAAAGAGGCACUGGAUUUCCACAAACAAGAAGGCGGCAAGGUCUCAUACACUCUCUUCCUGAAGGACGUUAUCAAUGUGGGGCGGGUCGAGGCCGCGGGAACGAUAUUCGAGGUCAAGCGACACUCUAAUGGGACCUCGACGAGUCCAGGAGACGAUGAUGGAACGACCAAGUCCCUGCAGAUCCGCGUCAAGAGUGACGACGAUCUCUACGAGUGGAUAGAUUUCAUCUAUGCCAGGUGCCCUGGCAUGGGUGGUGUCAGCAACCCGACCAACUUCUCCCAUGCUGUCCACGUCGGCUUCGACCCUCAGACGGGCGAGUUUGUUGGCCUGCCGCCAGAAUGGUCCAAGCUGUUGAACUCGUCUGCUAUUACCAAGGAAGACUACGAGCGGAACCCGCAGGCAGUCUUUGAGGUCCUCGACUUCUACUCGGACCUGACGAAGCGUGCCGAGAACCCUGCCCAGUACCCCAGCCUCACACCAACUCCCCCCCCGAGCAGUAUGCAGAACAAGCAGCUGGGCUACGCAGGCUCUUCCAUCGCCCCUCCCCGCCAGGCGCCACAGCCGCCACAGCCGCGCCCUGCUUACACGUCGACCCCCUCCCAGAGCAGCAUGAGCUCCGGCCAACCCCCCAGGCCCUCACCUCCGGACCAGCGACCGCCUAUGCAGAGCACCCCGUCCAACUACGGUGCUGAGGACAGGUAUCGGCAGCAGCAGGAAGAGGCGCGGCGGCGAGAAGAGGAACAGAAUCGGUUGGACAUGGAGGCUUACAAUGCUUCCAUCCCUCAGAAGAAAGUUCCGAUCGCGCAGCAGGAGCUGGGCGGGUACGGCGGAUCCAGCUCUUCUCAGCAAGAUCGCUACAACCCCGUCCGGCCAGCGCCAUCAGCACCAAAGAAAGUCACCAACCCUGCAGAUCUGCGUGCCCAGAGACCAGCCCCCGCACCACCAUCCUCGAGCGCGCAGCGACCCCCAAUACAGACCCAGCAGAGUUCAUCAUCUGUACGCGAUCAGCAGCGACCGCGCCAGGACCAGACCCCCCAGUCCCCAGCCAACCGUUAUCCCAAUGGCAUCGGUUCCUCAUCCCAGCCGAGGACAAACGGCGCGCAGGCCCAGCAGCCAUCACGCCUUCCCGCUCCUGCUGUUAAGCCCCUGAACGUUGGGAACAAGAACAAUGCGCAGACCGAUGCCGUCAAGGCUGCCGAAGCCGCGCUCACGGCGAAGCCUCCGACUCAAGAGAAGAAGCAGGAGGUGCGCAUGUCGACCAUGUCGGAGGCCGAUGUGAUGAAGAAGCUCAGAGAGAUUGUUUCGAAGGAUGACCCGACUUCAAUCUAUGCGAAGCAGAAGAAGAUCGGCCAGGGCGCCUCGGGCUCCGUCUACGUUGCUAAGGUCAGAGACCCCUCGAGGCUGCCCAACGUGAAGGGCAUCACCAGUUCUGUGGCCAUCAAGCAGAUGGAUCUCGCGCACCAGCCAAGAAAGGAACUCAUCGUGAACGAGAUCAUGGUCAUGAAGGACAGCACGCACGAGAACAUUGUCAACUUCCUGGACGCGUUCCUGCGUAACGGCGACCAGGAGCUGUGGGUCGUCAUGGAGUACAUGGAGGGCGGAGCGUUGACCGACGUGAUCGACAACAACCCCGUCAUCACGGAAGAGCAGAUCUCGACUAUUUCUCUCGAAACCUGCAAGGGCCUGGAGCACCUCCAUGCUCAGAACAUUAUCCACCGUGAUAUCAAGAGUGACAACGUGCUCUUGGAUGCUCAAGGCCACGUCAAGAUCACCGAUUUUGGAUUCUGCGCCAAGCUUACCGAAAGCAAGUCAAAGCGUGCUACCAUGGUUGGCACGCCCUACUGGAUGGCUCCUGAGGUGGUCAAGCAGAAGGAGUAUGGCCCUAAGGUGGACAUCUGGUCGCUUGGUAUCAUGGCGAUCGAGAUGAUCGAGUCGGAGCCUCCAUACCUGAACGAAGAGCCUCUGAAGGCGCUGUAUCUCAUCGCUACGAACGGAACCCCGCGGCUCAAGAAGCCCGAGAAGUUGAGCAAGGAGUUGAAGGCCUUCCUGUCGGUGUGUCUCUGUGUGGAUGUCAAGUCCCGAGCGUCGGCUCGGGAACUGCUGGAGCAUGACUUCCUGAAACACGGAUGUCCGGUCCCCAGUCUGGCCGAGCUGUUGGCCUUCAAGAAGCACUCAAAAUAAUCUGUCCCACGGAUGCGGGGGAGGGAGGGGAGAAGGGGACGAGCAAGUCAGUAACUGGGAUGUCGCAGCUACAUUCGACUUCGAGGUAGACUGAGGCCGUUGAGGCUCGCCUGGAGACAAGGACAAAAAUCUCUCGCGCGACACGCCUCAUGAGGCAUGGUUUUAGUAUCGCUACGGGUGCUGGAGAACUGCCCGUCUGGCACGUUUCAUCCCCUACGGGAGGAACAGUCGACCGGUGUGCAUUCGCGGGCCUCUGAGGCACUGUUUGUUCCCCUUUUGGGGCGAAAAGUCCUGCAGACGCUUCGAUGAGCCUAGGUUCAUGGGUGACGAGAUGGUCUCUGACAAGGAGAACAUCAGAUGGAUCAUGACGAAAGGGAUGCACAAACCAUCUUUAUACACCCAGUCAUGAACAUCGCCUUGGGAGAAUGGAUAGUAACGACGGGCAGAGCAGACAGCCGAAGGACACGAGUAGGAAAGAAGGACUGACGCACAAGAAAGAAUGGAGGGGUUGAACCUAGACUAUCAGGACUCCAUGAAUAUGGAGUCGAAACAUGACCACGGUAAUUAAUUUGAUUGAACAUCUAUCUG